GAUUUAGCUUUUGUGCCAUAUUUCUCACUUCCUCUGCGUGAGGACUGUGUGAGAUGGCCUGUGAACAUGACAGAGCGGUUCUCCGGGCUAUAUUCAACCCCACCACCCCCUUCGGAGACGUCCCUGCUCUGAACCAGGAGGAAGAAUUAAUUGAUGAUGACAGCGGCUUUGACACCGACCUGCUGAAGCAGGUGAAGGAGCUGGAGACGCGCGGCGUCUCGGCGGCGGAGGCCGGGGAUCUGUGCGCUGCACUUCAACUGUUCAGCCAGGCAGUUCAGAUGCUGCCUGAGCGCGCCUCGGCCUAUAACAACCGGGCGCAGGCCCUGCGGCUGCAGGGGAACACAGCAGGGGCGCUGGCGGACCUGAACCGAGCCGUGUCUCUGAGCAGCGGCGCCGGGCGCAGCGGCUGCCAGGCUCUGGUGCAGAGGGGCCUUCUCCUCAGAUUAGCGAGCCAGGAUGAAGAGGCCAGAGCAGACUUCGAGAAAGCAGCGGCCAUGGGAAGUGAAUUCGCUCGCCAGCAGGCUGUGGCUCUGAACCCAUACGCCGCCCUCUGCAACACAAUGCUGUCAGCCGUGAUCAACAAGCUCCGCAACCCUGAGGUGCCUCAGUAAACAUUUCACCCUGUGUCUGUUUUUGUUACUAAAGUCUGUGGUCAAUAAAAGAUGCAAUAGUUCCUAA
Molecule: messenger RNA, 678 nt
Organism: Betta splendens (Siamese fighting fish)
Lineage: Eukaryota; Metazoa; Chordata; Actinopteri; Anabantiformes; Osphronemidae
Gene: ttc36
Product: tetratricopeptide repeat domain 36
Exons: 3
Coding region: 54-611 (185 amino acids)
Biological process (GO): cilium assembly
Molecular function (GO): protein binding
Source: RefSeq, a predicted model, not a curated record